This is a messenger RNA of Vitis vinifera (wine grape), 12048 nucleotides long. Its product is annotated as protein SPIRRIG. The transcript is spliced from 19 exons. The record is from RefSeq and is a predicted model, not a curated record. Gene Ontology annotation, molecular function: protein binding. NCBI's taxonomy places the organism in Eukaryota, Viridiplantae, Streptophyta, Magnoliopsida, Vitales, Vitaceae. The coding region runs from base 668 to 11503 and encodes 3611 amino acids.
GGCUCUCACGUUUGCUCUCCGUUGAUCUCGAGACUCCACGUGGCGACUCCACACUGGUGGAUCCCACGCUGACGUGGAUAGAGAGAGCUGGGACAGAGAAACAAAAGAAAAAGAGCAGAUAUAGAGCCCGCGCUCAGAGGCCGUCCGAAAAAAAACCAGAGAGGCGAAGAGAGAAGAGAGAAGAGAGAGAAAGAGAAUUUCUAGAGAGAGAAAGUGAAGGUCUUUCAAGAGAGAGAAAGGAGAGAUAGAGAGGGAAAGAGAGGAAGGAGCUUCUUCUCUGCUUCGUUCUUCGCCUUCCUUUCACAACCGAAGUCGCGUAUUCGUUAGCUGCCCUGUUUUUUAGGGCAAAAGAUUUAUUAUUGUUAUUAUUUUAUUUUAAUAAAAAAGAAAAACAAGGGAAGAAAGCCAGCUUGGAGAGCAGCGGGCGGAGAUCAGGAAGUGGGGGAAAUUGUGGCCGGAUCUUGGUUGCUGCUCUCAAUCUUUGAUUGGUUUUUGCUCAUCUGGUUUCGUGAAUUUUGGGAUUUUAUUUUUUUGCGGGGGGCUGGAGGAAUCGGAGGGAGGGGGGAAGAUUGGGCGAUAGGGGAAUUGAGCUUCCAGAUCCUUCUAGAUCGCGGCGGGGUUGUUCCAGGAGGCUGCGAUCUGCGGUGCGUCGGAUGAGAAACUUCACAUGUUUCAGGGAUCCAGGAAAACAAUGAAAUGGGUAUCAUUGCUUAAGGACAUCAAAGAGAAGGUCGGUUUAUCGCAAACUCCAGCGGCGUCGCCAGUUUCAGGGUCAUCCUCAUCUCCUUUUUCCAGCAAUGAAAAUGUCCAGUCGGCACGUCAGGACUUCUCGGGGUCUCCUUCAAGAGACAAACAUGAACUGGAAUUGGACUUCAAAAGAUUUUGGGAAGAGUUCCGUUCUUCCAGUUCCGAAAAGGAGAAAGAAGCGGCCUUGAAUUUGACUGUAGAUGUUUUCUGUAGAUUAGUGAAGCAACAUGCUAAUGUAGCCCAAUUAGUCACCAUGUUAGUUGAAACACAUAUAUUCUCUUUUGUUGUGGGAAGAGCAUUUGUAACAGAUAUUGAGAAGUUGAAAAUUGGUAGCAAAACAAGAUCAUUGAAUGUUGUGAAAGUGCUAAAUUUUUUUUCUGAAGUUACAAAGGAUGGCAUCAGCCCUGGUUCGAAUUUGUUAAAUGCAGUGGAAGUUCUUGUAUCUGGGCCUAUUGAUAAGCAAUCUCUCCUUGAUUCUGGAAUUUUUUGCUGUCUCAUUCAUAUUCUAAAUGCUCUCCUGGAUCCCAGUGAUGCUAAUCAAAGGCAAAAGACUCCUGAUAAGGAAGAACUAUCUCUAGCCAACAAAGAUUAUGAUGGUGACGUAGCACAAGUUCGCCAACUAGGGAUUGAGGGAAGUGUUGUGCAUAUUAUGAAAGCAUUGGCAAGCCAUCCUUCAGCUGCUCAGAGUUUGAUUGAGGAUGAUUCCCUUCAAUUACUUUUUCAGAUGGUAGCCAAUGGGUCUUUAACUGUUUUCUCUCAAUAUAAGGAUGGUCUUAUCCCAUUGCAUACUAUUCAACUUCAUAGACAUGCGAUGCAGAUACUUGGUCUUCUUUUGGUUAAUGACAAUGGAAGCACAGCCAAGUAUAUACACAAACAUCAUCUGAUAAAAGUUCUUUUGAUGGCUGUCAAGGGCUUCAAUCCUGACUCUGGGGAUUCUGCCUACACGGUGGGCAUUGUCGACUUGUUACUUGAAUGUGUGGAAUUGUCAUAUAGACCUGAGGCUGGUGGUAUCAAGCUGAGGGAGGAUAUACAUAAUGCCCAUGGUUAUCAGUUCCUUGUUCAAUUUGCACUACUUCUUUCUACCAUGCCAAACUAUCAGGGCAUUCAGUCUACCCAUUCCAAUUCUUCUUCUGAGCAAAAUUCUGUUUCAGCUGGUUCUCAUACAUUUAAUGAUACUAGAACACAAAAUUUCACUGAGAAAAGAGGGGACAACUCGCCUCAAAAUCUUUCGCCAACGUUGUCCAGGUUGCUUGAUGUUCUUGUUAAUCUAGCUCAAACAGGGCCUGCUGACUCUGCAGGAUCAGCUGGAUCCAGAGGUUUCAAAUCUUCUCAUACCAAGGCGAUUGGCCAUGGCAGAAGUCGUACAUCAUCUUCUGAUCGAAUUGGUGAUGAAAUUUGGGAGAAGGACAAUUAUAAAGUUAAGGAUCUUGAAGCAGUUCAGAUGUUGCAGGACAUUUUUCUCAAAGCGAACAGCAGGGAACUGCAGGCAGAAGUAUUAAAUAGGAUGUUUAAGAUUUUCUCAGGUCAUCUUGAAAACUACAAAUUGUGCCAGCAGCUAAGGACUGUGCCACUCCUUAUCUUAAAUAUGGAUGGUUUUCCUCCAUCUUUGCAAGAGAUCAUCUUGAAAAUUCUUGAAUAUGCUGUGACUGUUGUGAACUGCAUUCCUGAGCAAGAAUUGCUUUCACUUUGCUGCUUGUUGCAGCAGCCAAUCACGUCUGAAUUAAAGCACACCAUUCUUUCAUUUUUUGUAAAACUCUUAUCCUUUGAUCAACAGUACAAGAAAGUGCUGCGAGAAGUUGGUGUGCUGGAAGUUCUGUUGGAUGAUCUGAAGCAGCACAAGUUUCUUUUGGGUGCAGAUCAACACAAUGGUAAUCCUGAUCAGCUGGAGAGAAAAUCGAGCUCUGGCGGCUUCAAGAAACACUUUGACAGUAAGGAUGCUAUCAUAUCUUCACCAAAGCUAAUUGAAUCUGGUUCUGAGAAGUUUCCUCUUUUUGAAAUUGAGAGUACGGUUGCUGUUGCAUGGGAUUGUUUAGUUUCAUUAUUGAAGAAAACUGAAACAAAUCAAGCAUCAUUCCGAUCAACAAGUGGUGUGACCACUGUUCUCCCUUUUUUGGUUUCUGAUAUUCACCGUUCAGGGGUUCUCCGGGUGUUCUCAUGUUUGAUUAUCGAAGAUGUUACUCAGGCUCAUCCUGAAGAAUUAGGUGCACUAGUUGAAGUUCUUAAAAGUGGAAUGGUUACAAGUGUUUCAGGAUCUCAGUACAGGCUUCAAAAUGAUGCAAAAUGUGAUAUUUUGGGAUCCGUGUGGCGCAUUCUGGGAGUUAACAGUUCAGCACAGCGGGUUUUUGGUGAAGCUACUGGGUUUUCUCUUCUACUGACCACACUCCAUAGUUUCCAGAAUAAUGAAGGGCACACAGAUCAAUCUUCUUUAGUCAUUUACGUUAAGGUGUUCACAUACCUGUUACGUGUUGUGACGGCUGGAGUGUUUGAUAAUGCUGCUAAUAGGACAAAGUUGCAUACUAUUAUAUUAUCCCAAACUUUUUAUGAUCUUCUAUGUGAGUCUGGUUUGCUCUCUGUAGAGUGGGAAAAGCAAGUCAUACAGUUGUUGUUGGAACUUGCUCUUGAAAUAGUGCUUCCACCACCCUUGACAUCAGAACUCACCACACCAUCUGAUAUGAGUGAAACUGGAUCAUCUACUUUUGUUUUAGCGACUCCAUCAGGUUCUUUUAACCCCGACAAGGAAAGGGUGUAUAAUGCUGGUGCUGUUAGAGUGCUCAUCCGAUCGUUGCUGCUUUUUACUCCAAAAGUGCAGUUAGAAGUACUGAAUAUCAUUGACAAGCUUGCACGUGCUGGGCCCUAUAAUCAGGAAAACCUCACUUCUGUUGGUUGUGUGGAACUUCUGCUGGAGAUAAUUCACCCUUUUCUUUUGGGCUUAUCACCAUUGCUUUCUUAUGCUCUGAAGAUUGUGGAAGUUCUUGGAGCAUAUAGGUUGUCAACAUCUGAACUUCGAGUGCUUAUUAGAUACAUUCUUCAGAUGAGGCUCAAGAGUUCUGGUCAUAUUCUUGUUAGUAUGAUGGAAAGGCUAAUUCUCAUGGAAGAUUUGGCUUUUGAAAGUGUUCCUCUGGCACCAUUUGUAGAGAUGGACAUGAGCAGGAUCGGUCAUGCCUCUGUUCAAGUAUCUCUGGGGGCAAGAUCUUGGCCUCCAGCUGCUGGUUAUUCAUUUGUUUGUUGGUUCCAGUAUCGUAACUUCUUGACAUCACUUUCCAAGGAAACAGAUUCUUCUAAGGCUGGGCCUUCUAAAAGGCAGAGCACAUCUGGCAAGCAGCAACAUGGGGGCCAUGUUCUCCGUAUUUUUUCUGUUGGUCCAGUGGAAAAUGGGAAUGCAUUCUAUGCAGAACUUUAUCUUCAAGAAGAUGGUGUUCUAACCCUGGCAACCAGCAACUCCAGCUCCUUAUCUUUUUCAGGGUUAGAACUGGAGGAGGAUAGAUGGCAUCACCUUGCCGUUGUUCAUAGCAAACCUAAUGCUCUGGCUGGACUUUUUCAAGCUAGCGUUGCACAUGUAUAUCUCAAUGGAAAGCUGAGACACACAGGAAAACUUGGAUAUUCACCAUCUCCAGUUGGAAAAUCUUUGCAGGUGACCAUUGGGACGCCAGUUACUUGUGCAAGAGUUAGUGGCUCGUCGUGGAAACUUCGAUGCUGCUAUCUUUUUGAGGAGGUGCUCACAUCAGGUUGUAUUUGUUUCAUGUAUAUUCUUGGAAGAGGCUAUAGAGGGCUCUUCCAAGACACUGAUCUUUUGAGAUUUGUUCCAAAUCAGUCUUGUGGUGGAGGUAGCAUGGCCAUCUUAGAUUCCUUAGAUGCUGAAUCACCUUUGGCUUCCAAUGUGCAAAGGCUUGACAGUGCCAGCAAGCUAGGAAAUUCUAAGGCAGAUGGCAGUGGGAUUGUUUGGGAUUUAGAGAGACUAGGAAAUCUCUCAUUGCAACUCUCUGGGAAAAAGCUUAUAUUUGCAUUUGAUGGAACAUGUACAGAAGCACUUCGAGCAUCUGGGGCCUUGUCCAUGCUCAAUCUAGUUGAUCCAAUGUCUGCUGCUGCUUCUCCCAUUGGAGGUAUACCACGCUUUGGACGUCUUCAUGGGGAUGUUUAUGUUUGCGGUCAAUGUGUUAUUGGUGAUAGCAUCCGCCCCGUUGGUGGGAUGGCUGUUGUCCUUGCUCUUGUUGAAGCUUCUGAAACUAGGGAUAUGCUGCACAUGGCCCUGACUUUACUUGCUUGUGCACUUCAUCAGAAUCCUCAGAAUGUUAAAGACAUGCAAACCUGCAGAGGAUACCAUCUGCUAUCUCUCUUUCUUCAUAGAAGAAUGUCACUGUUUGACAUGCAAUCUCUUGAGAUCUUUUUCCAGAUUGCUGCAUGUGAGGCUUCAUUUUCUGAACCAAAGAAGUUGGAAAAUACUCAUAAUAUUUCCUUGCCUGCUGCAACUAUUCCAGAAGCCAGCAUUGAGGAUCUUAAUUUCUCAAAGUUCCGUGAUGAAUUUUCUUCAGUUGGAUUUCAUGGAGAUAUGGAUGAUUUUUCUGCACACAAAGAUUCAUUUAGUCAUAUUUCGGAGCUUGAAAAUACUGAUAUACCAGUUGAAACAUCAAAUUGUAUUGUGUUGGCAAAUGCAGAUAUGGUUGAGCAUGUCUUGUUGGACUGGACCUUGUGGGUUAAGGCAUCAAUUUCAGUUCAAAUUGCUCUAUUGGGCUUUCUUGAGCAUUUAGUGUCAAUGCAUUGGUAUAGGAAUCAUAAUCUUACAGUGCUGCGCCGAAUUAACCUUGUUCAACAUUUGCUAGUUACUCUGCAGAGGGGUGAUGUUGAAGUUCCUGUGUUAGAAAAAUUGGUGGUGUUGCUUGGGGUAAUUUUGGAAGAUGGAUUUCUGGCUUCUGAACUGGAACAUGUGGUCAGGUUUGUGAUUAUGACAUUUGAUCCACCAGAACCGACACCACGGCGUCAAAUUAUUCGAGAGACGAUGGGGAAGCACAUUAUUGUGAGAAACAUGCUGUUGGAGAUGCUCAUUGAUCUACAAGUUACAAUACAUUCAGAAGAGUUGCUUGAGCAGUGGCAUAAGAUUGUUUCAUCCAAAUUGAUAACAUAUUUUCUCGAUGAAGCUGUUCAUCCCACAAGUAUGAGAUGGGUGAUGACUCUUCUUGGUGUGUGUCUUGCAUCUUCUCCUACAUUUGCACUUAAAUUCCGCACUAGUGGAGGUUAUCAAGGUUUGGCACGAGUACUUCCUAGUUUCUAUGAUUCCCCAGAUGUAUACUAUAUUCUGUUCUGUCUGAUGUUUGGAAAGCCUGUUUAUCCAAGAUUACCGGAAGUUCGCAUGCUAGAUUUUCAUGCUCUUAUGCCAAGUGAUGGAAGUUAUGGUGAGUUGAAAUUUGUAGAAUUGUUGGAAUCUGUGAUAGCAAUGGCGAAAUCUACAUAUGAUAGGUUGAGUAUGCAAUCAAUGCUUGCCCACCAAACUGGAAAUCUUUCCCAGGUCAGUGCUGGUCUUGUGGCAGAACUUGUGGAAGGAAAUUCAGACAUGGCUGGCGAGCUUCAGGGUGAAGCAUUGAUGCAUAAGACAUAUGCAGCACGCCUGAUGGGUGGCGAGGCCUCAGCACCUGCUGCUGCAACUUCAGUGCUGAGAUUCAUGGUUGAUCUAGCCAAAAUGUGCCCUCCCUUUUCUGCUAUUUGCAGACGAGCUGAAUUUCUUGAAAGUUGUGUUGAUCUUUAUUUUUCUUGUGUCAGGGCUGCUCAUGCGGUGAAGAUGGCUAAAGAACUUUCUUUGAGGACAGAGGAGAGAAAUUCAAACGAUUGUGAUGAUACCUGUAGUUCCCAGAAUACAUUCUCUAGCUUGCCUAAUGAGCAGGAACAGUCUGCCAAAACCUCCAUAAGUGUUGGAAGCUUCCCACAAGGGCAGGUAAGUACAAGUUCUGAAGAUAUGUCUAUGCCUCUAAAUUAUAUAGCUGGUGAAACAUCAGAAGUAAGGAUUACUGCAUCCCAGCAGGAAUCAAGCAAGUCAAUGCAAGAGUAUGUUCAAGCUGUUCAGAGGUUGGAUGGUGAAACUGUUGACCAGGUGUCUGCCACUUCUUGCUCUAAUGAAUUUAGUUUCAGUAAUAACAAAGGGACUCCGGAUCCCAUUCACCUGACAGAUUCACAGAGUUCUGCAUCUUUACUCAUACCUGAUUCUCCCAUUUUAUCUGAGAAAUCUGGUUCUAGAAUUCCACUCACGCCCUUUUCAUCCUCAGCUAUUGCAUUGUCAAAUUUUCUUGGAAGUGCCAGCGUAAAUGAAUCAAAAGCUCACUUAGUUGGGACUCCUUCCAUGGAAUCUUCUGCCUCUAUGAGUGAAUCUGAUCCAUCUUUAGACUUGAAAUCCAGUUCUCAGGGGUCAUCUGCCACAAACACAUUUUUUGCAGUUAGCCCAAAGCUUCUACUUGAAAUGGAUGAUUCUGGCUAUGGUGGUGGUCCUUGUUCUGCUGCUGCUACUGCAGUUUUAGAUUUUAUGGCAGAAGUGCUUUCUGACUUUGUUACUGAGCAGAUGAAAGCAGCGCAGGUUAUGGAGACCAUUCUGGAAACUGCUCCUUUAUAUGUUGAUGCUGAAUCCAUUUUAGUUUUUCAGGGUCUGUGCCUUAGUAGGUUGAUGAACUUCCUUGAAAGGCGCCUCUUGCGUGAUGACGAGGAAGAUGAGAAAAAGUUAGAUAAGAGCCGCUGGUCGUCCAACUUAGAUGCAUUGUGCACAAUGAUUGUAGAUCGUGUAUAUAUGGGUGCUUUUCCUCAGCCUGCCACUGUACUGAAAACUCUGGAGUUCUUGUUGUCUAUGCUACAGCUUGCAAAUAAAGAUGGACGAAUUGAAGGAGCAGCUCCUGGAAAAGGUCUUUUGUCCAUCGCCAGAGGGAGCAGGCAGCUUGAUGCUUAUAUACAGUCAAUAAUUAAGAACACAAACCGUAUGAUAUUGUAUUGUUUCCUGCCAUCAUUCUUGAUUAGCAUCGGAGAGGAUGAUUUUCUUUCACGCUUAGGUUUGCAAAUUGAACCUAAGAAAAAGUCAUCCCCAAACUCUUCAGAGGAAGAUGCAGGAAUUGAUAUCUGCACGGUUCUACAGUUAUUAGUUGCUCACAGACGAAUAAUAUUCUGUCCCAGCAAUCUUGAUACUGAAUUAAGUCGCAGUCUAAAUUGCUGUCUCUGCAUAAAUUUAAUUCCUCUUCUCUGUGACCAAAGACGAAAUGCUGUGAAUAUGGCUGUUGAUGUUGUCAAGUAUCUAUUGGUGCAUCGCAGGGCUGCACUAGAAGACUUGCUAGUCUCUAAACUGAACCAAGGUCAGCUUUUGGAUGUACUACAUGGUGGUUUUGACAAACUAUUGACAGGAAGCUUAUCUGCUUUCUUUGAGUGGCUUCAGACUAGUGAACAGAUUGUUAAUAAAGUAUUGGAGCAGUGUGCUGCUAUUAUGUGGGUGCAGCAUAUUGCUGGAUCAGCAAAGUUUCAUGGAGUGAGAAUGAAAGGUUUGGAGGAGCGUCGUAAGCGGGAAUUGGGGCGCAGAUCACGGGAUAUUGCGAAAUUAGACUUGAGACACUGGGAGCAGGUCAAUGAGCGGCGGUGUGCACUUGAAUUGGUUCGUGAAGCAAUGUCUACUGAGCUGCGAGUUGUUCGUCAAGAUAAGUAUGGAUGGGUUCUCCAUGCUGAAAGUGAGUGGCAAACCUAUCUCCAGCAACUUGUACAUGAGCGAGGAAUAUUUCCAAUGCGCAAAACCAGUCUGACUGAAGAUCCUGAAUGGCAGCUUUGUCCCAUUGAAGGUCCAUAUAGGAUGCGCAAGAAGCUUGAAAGAUGCAAAUUAAAAAUUGAUACCAUCCAAAAUGUUCUAGAUGGGCAGUUUGAAUCAGUGGAAAUAGAGCUGUCCAGAGAGAAAAAUGAGAAUGGUUUUGAAGCAUCUGAUACUGAUUCUGAGUCAUAUUUCCCUCUUUUAGACAGUGGUGUCAAACAGAUUGAUGACAAAUAUUAUGAUGAAUCAUUUUUUAAAGAAUCAGAUGAUAUUAAAGAUGUUGCUUCUGCAAGGAGUGGAUGGAAUGAUGACCGAGCUAGUAGUAUAAAUGAAGCAAGUCUUCACUCUGCUCUUGAAUUUGGUGUCAAGUCUAGUGCUAUCUCUGUCCCAAUGUCAGAGAGCAUUCAUGGAAGAUCUGACACAGGAUCUCCAAGGCAGUCUUCUUCUGUGAAAAUUGAGGAGGGGAAAGGUACUGAGGAUAAAUUGGAUAAGGAACUGCUUGAUAAUGGUGAAUACUUAAUCAGACCUUAUCUGGAACCUCUUGAAAAGAUAAGAUUCAGAUAUAAUUGUGAACGAGUAGUUGGCCUUGACAAACAUGAUGGUAUUUUUCUGAUAGGGGAACUCUGUUUGUAUGUCAUUGAGAAUUUUUACAUUGAUGACACUGGGUGCAUCUGUGAAAAGGAAUGUGAAGAUGAACUCUCUGUUAUUGAUCAAGCUUUGGGAGUAAAGAAGGAUGUUAAUGGUGGUAUGGAUUUCCAACCCAAGUCCACUCCAUCUCGGGGUGUGACAAAGGCAUGGGUUGGUGGAAGGGCAUGGGCCUACAAUGGUGGUGCAUGGGGAAAGGAGAAAGUGUGUUCUAGUGGUAAUCUACCUCAUGCUUGGAAUAUGUGGAAACUUAGUAGUGUUCAUGAAAUCUUGAAGCGUGAUUACCAGUUGCGUCCAGUUGCUAUUGAGAUAUUUAGUAUGGAUGGAUGCAAUGAUCUCCUAGUUUUCCACAAAAAGGAGAGAGAAGAAGUGUUCAAGAACUUGGUUGCCAUGAAUCUUCCAAGGAACAGCAUGCUGGACACAACCAUUUCAGGUUCAAUGAAACAGGAAAGCAAUGAGGGCAGCCGUCUUUUUAAGAUUAUGGCUAAAUCCUUUUCCAAGAGGUGGCAAAAUGGAGAAAUUAGCAAUUUUCAGUACCUUAUGCAUCUCAACACCCUUGCAGGACGUGGAUACAGUGAUCUCACACAGUAUCCAGUGUUUCCAUGGGUUCUUGCAGACUAUGAGAGUGAAAAUCUGGAUCUGUCAGAUCCCAAGACUUUCCGUAAACUUGAAAAACCAAUGGGUUGUCAAACAUUAGAGGGGGAAGAGGAAUUUAAGAAAAGAUAUGAGAGCUGGGAUGAUCCAGAGGUCCCCAAGUUUCAUUAUGGUUCUCAUUAUUCUAGUGCUGGAAUUGUCCUAUUCUAUCUGCUGCGCCUGCCACCAUUCAGUGCAGAGAACCAAAAGUUACAAGGUGGUCAGUUUGACCAUGCUGAUCGUCUUUUCAAUAGUGUAAGAGAUACAUGGUUAAGUGCAGCUGGGAAGGGCAACACAUCGGAUGUGAAGGAACUAAUUCCAGAAUUCUUCUACAUGCCAGAGUUCCUGGAAAAUCGUUUCAAUCUUGACCUGGGAGAAAAACAAUCAGGAGAAAAGGUUGGUGAUGUUGUGUUACCUCCCUGGGCCAAAGGCAGUACCAGAGAGUUUAUCAGGAAGCAUAGAGAAGCACUAGAAUCCGAUUUUGUUUCAGAAAAUCUGCAUCAUUGGAUAGAUCUCAUCUUUGGAUACAAACAGAGAGGGAAGGCUGCUGAAGAAGCUGUGAAUGUUUUCUACCAUUACACCUAUGAGGGAAGUGUAGACAUAGAUUCGGUUACAGAUCCUUCAUUGAAAGCAUCCAUUCUAGCACAAAUUAAUCACUUUGGACAGACUCCUAAGCAAUUAUUCCUCAAACCCCAUGUGAAAAGGCGAUCUGAUAGAAAGUUUCCUCCGCAUCCACUCAAGCACAACAUGCAUCUUGUACCUCAUGAAAUACGUAAGUGCUCAUCUUCCAUAACUCAAAUUGUUACUUUCCACGACAAGGUUCUUGUGGCUGGAACAAAUAGCCUGCUUAAACCCAUAACAUAUACCAAAUAUGUUUCAUGGGGUUUCCCAGACCGUAGCUUGAGAUUUAUGAGUUAUGAUCAAGACAGGCUUCUGUCAACACAUGAAAAUCUUCAUGGUGGCAACCAGAUACAGUGUGCCAGUGCUAGCCAUGAUGGUCAGAUUUUGGUUACGGGGGCUGAUGAUGGUUUAGUUUCCGUUUGGAGAAUCAAUAAGGAUGGGCCCCGCAACCUUCGACGCUUACAAUUGGAGAAAGCACUUUGUGCCCACACAGCAAAAAUUACAUGCCUACACGUCAGCCAGCCUUACAUGCUGAUUGUAAGUGCAUCAGAUGACUGUACUGUCAUUUUAUGGGAUCUCAGCUCCUUGGUUUUUGUCAGGCAGCUUCCUCAGUUCCCAGCACCAAUUUCUGCCAUAUACGUAAAUGACUUGACUGGGGAGAUUGUCACAGCAGCUGGAGUUCUCCUUGCUGUUUGGAGCAUUAAUGGUGAUGGCCUUGCAGUGAUCAACACGUCCCAACUUCCAUCCGAUUCCAUUCUAUCAGUUACAAGUUGUACAUUUUCUGAUUGGCUAGACACAAACUGGUACGUAACAGGUCACCAGAGUGGGGCUGUUAAGGUAUGGAAAAUGGUUCACUGCUCUGAUGAGGGGAGUUCACGAAGCAAGUCUACCAAUAGUGGAGCAGCAGGUUUAGCCCUUGGUUUGAAGGCACUGGAAUACAGGUUGGUUCUUCAGAAAGUACUCAAGUUUCAUAAGCACCCAGUUACAGCUCUUCACCUCACUACUGACCUGAAGCAGUUGCUGAGUGGGGAUUCUGGUGGGCAUUUGAUAUCAUGGACAUUACCGGAUGAGAGCUUGAGAGCUUCAUUGAAUCAUGGGUGACGGUGGAACUUAACAGGAAGCGAUAAUUCCAGCUCCUGCCUAGUUGGGGCAGCUGUUGAUUCCGUUCACCAACCCUAUUUUGUGGGUUUUGUGUUUCCAUUCUCCUCAAGGAAAGAGUUCAUUGUAUGCGGAAAAGGGAAAGCAAGACAGCAGGGCUGGCCUGGGAAUUGGACGAGGUAAAAGACGGGAUGAUACGAGGAAAAAGAAACCUCUCGUAGAUGUUGAUAAAAAUGACAACAAAGUUGAGGCUUACCCUGAUACUGAAGCACAUAAAGAGGGUGAAGCUUCUGAUUUUUGAAAAAUCAAUUGGAUAGGCUGUGUACAAGGAUGGGGGAUUUUGGUUUUGCAUCACUACAUUUGUCUACUUGUUUUUUUUUUUUUUUUUCUCAUUUAUCUUCAUUUUGAUGUAAAUAGAUGAGGUCAUUAACAGUGUGUAAUGAAAAUUGUAUAGCAAAAAGGCUUUUUUUCCAGGAGUGGAAUGUUCAGUGAGAAGAAUAUUGAACAAGCGAACGAUUAAAUUAUUUUGGUAUUCCUUUUGGCUUAAA